GUCCGAUUCGGCCGCCGGGUGGGGUCCGGUCCGGCCGCCGCGGUGUCUGCUCUGGCCUGCCGCCGUGGUGCCUGGCCCUGAGCGCGCGCGAGCAAUGGCGAUUCGAGGGGUCGAGUGGUCGCGGUUCUCGGUGAGCGGCGAGCUGUGCCUCCGCGAGCCGCGCUACUUCUGCUUCCUCCUGAGUUGAAUGAGCUCGGGCCGGCUGCCUUCCUCGGUUUCUCCGUGCUCGCUGGGAUCGGGUCUGGAGCGGUGAGCUGCGCUGCUGGGUUGGCGCUUCUCUCCUGUUCACCGGGGAGGAGGAUUUGGAUCGGUGGUGAGCGGGCGCUCGCCCCUGCCCGGCUUGGAGGUUCGUUGGAGUGGCUGGGAUUUGGGGCGCGCUGAGCGGAGGGGCAAUAACAGGUUGGACGAAGCAGCGGCGGAGGAUGGAGGAGCUGUUCCGGGCGCACAGGGAGAAGUCAGGCGUUGCUGCUGGGAGCGCGGCGCAGCUCUGAGCAGCGGCUGCUUCGUGUCCCCGCCGCAUCACAUCACGGCGGAGCUGGGUGUUCUUGGCGUCGGUCGCAUCCCUGGAUGGAGAGAAAGCUCUCCAUGUCCGAGAUGCCGCAGUCCCUCCCGGAAAACGAUGGGGAACAAAGGUGUCUGAACUCGGAGCUAUGGCAUGCAUGCGCUGGGCCCCUUGUGUCUCUGCCCGCGGUUGGAAGCCGGGUCAUCUAUUUUCCACAGGGCCAUAGUGAGCAGGUUGCCGCAUCAACUAAUAAGGAGGUUGAUGCUCAAAUCCCUAAUUAUCCAAAUCUCCCCCCUCAGUUGAUCUGCCAGCUUCAUAAUGUCACCAUGCAUGCCGAUGCAGAGACUGAUGAAGUUUAUGCCCAAAUGACACUGCAGCCCUUGAGCCCGGAAGAGCAAAAGGAGCCUUUUCUUCCAAUCGAGUUAGGUGCUGCUAGCAAGCAGCCGACUAAUUACUUCUGCAAGACUUUGACUGCAAGUGAUACAAGUACACAUGGCGGAUUUUCUGUUCCUCGCCGUUCUGCUGAGAAAGUCUUCCCUCCAUUGGAUUUUUCUCUGCAGCCUCCAUGCCAGGAGCUCAUUGCAAAAGAUCUGCAUGAUAAUGAAUGGAAAUUUCGCCACAUAUUCCGUGGUCAGCCGAAAAGGCAUCUCCUGACUACAGGUUGGAGUGUCUUUGUAAGUGCAAAGCGACUAGUAGCAGGGGAUUCUGUUAUUUUCAUCUGGAAUGAUAAUAACCAACUUCUCUUGGGGAUUCGUCAUGCAAAUCGUCCUCAGACAAUUAUGCCGUCUUCUGUGCUGUCAAGCGACAGCAUGCAUAUAGGCCUUCUUGCAGCAGCAGCUCAUGCUGCGGCCACAAACAGCCGUUUUACUAUUUUCUAUAACCCCCGGGCUAGCCCUUCUGAGUUCAUCAUCCCACUGGCUAAGUAUGUCAAAUCUGUUUACCACACACGUGUGUCUGUUGGAAUGCGGUUUAGAAUGCUUUUUGAGACAGAGGAGUCAAGUGUCAGACGAUACAUGGGUACAAUCACAACCAUAAGUGAUCUUGACUCUGUGCGUUGGCCAAAUUCACAUUGGCGUUCUGUGAAGGUUGGUUGGGACGAGUCUACCGCUGGUGAGAAACAACCUAGAGUGUCACUCUGGGAGAUUGAGCCAUUGACAACCUUUCCUAUGUAUCCAACUGCUUUUCCUUUAAGGCUGAAGCGUCCAUGGGCUUCAGGGCUGCCUUCUAUGCAUGGCAUGUUCAAUGGUGUCAAGAAUGAUGAUUUUGCUCGUUAUUCUUCUCUCAUGUGGCUCGGAGAUGGGGAUAGAGGGGCUCAGUCGUUGAACUUCCAGGGAGUUGGAGCGUCACCUUGGCUUCAGCCAAGAAUAGAUUCUCCGUUGCUGGGUCUUAAGCCAGACACAUACCAGCAAAUGGCUGCAGCAGCACUGGAAGAAAUUAGGACCGGGGAUCCUUCGAAACAGUCCUCAGCUCUCUUGCAAUUCCAACAGACUCAGAAUCCGAACGGUGGGUUGAAUUCUGUGUAUGCCAAUCAUGUUCUGCAGCAGAUGCAGUACCAGGCUCAGCAGUCGUCUCUGCAGACUGUUCAGCACGGCCAUUGUCAGUACAGUGGUAAUCCUGGGUUUCUUCAAAGCCAGUUUGAGCAGCUGCAUUUGCAUAAUCCUCCGGCACCGCCGCAGCAAGGGUAUCAGGUUAUACAACAAUCUCACCAGGAGAUGCAACAGCAGCUUUCAUCUGGUUGUCGUCGUAUUUCCGAUGUAGAUUCUAGCAUGCCUGGUUCUGAGUCUGCUUCGCAGUCACAAUCUUCAUUCUACCAGCAGAAUCUCUUAGAAGGAAACAAUGAUCCAUCGUUGCAUCUGCACAAUGGUUUUCGUAACUUCUCUAGCCAAGAUUCCUCAAACCUUGUUAGUUUGCCUCGAACUGACCAAUUAAUGGCGCCGGAGGGAUGGCCUUCAAAGAGGUUGGCUGUGGAACCCCUUGGUCAUAUUGAAUCUCGGUCUAUGCAACCCAAACAUGAGAACAUAAAUCACCAGAGUAAUAUGUCCCACUUUGCUGGCACCUUGGCGCCACAGUCAGCAAGAGACUCAUCCAGUGUCCAGGCUUAUGGUGCAAAUGCUGACAACCAGUUUCUGUCAUCAACAUUUGCAUUCCAGGACGGAAUGGCAGGUGCAAGGGGUGGCAGCAGCAGCAGAACUGUUUCUAUGGCCAUACCUUUGUUGAGGUAUAGUGGCGAAGAUUUGCCACCCGCGGACACCUUAGCAACUUCCAGUUGUUUAGGCGAAUCGGGAACCUUCAACUCUCUUGAUAAUAUGUGUGGUGUAAACCCAUCACAAGAUGGAACCUUUGUGAAGGUUUACAAAUCAGGGUCCCCUGGAAGAUCGCUCGACAUCACCAAAUUCAGCAGCUACUACGAGUUACGUAGUGAGCUGGAGCAUCUAUUUGGCCUCGAAGGCCAACUGGAGGACCCCGUAAGAUCAGGCUGGCAGCUUGUAUUCGUCGACCGAGAAAAUGAUAUUCUUCUCGUCGGCGACGACCCAUGGCAGGAGUUUGUGAAUAGCGUAGGGUGCAUCAAGAUACUCUCGCAGCAGGAGGUGCAGCAGAUGGUCCGCGGCGGCGAGGGCCUUGUGUCUUCUGCACCUGGAGCGAGGAUGGCGCAGGGCAACGUCUGCGACGGUUAUUCUGGGGGCCACGACCUGCAGAAUCUCACCGGCAACAUGGCCUCCGUACCGCCGCUGGACUACUGAAACGGAGAAGACCGGAGUCCAGAACUAAAACCCAGCACCCCAGGACCGCAGCAUCACGUUAUCGCGACGUGUUCGGUUCACCAAACCCUAGCUAGUCCGCUCCUCGCCAUGAACUUUUAUUAGUCAAUAAUAUAGUUAGACGGUCUACCAACAUCAUUCCGGUCAUGGAUGUGUUGUAUGAUCGCUGCUUCGGCUCUAUGAUAGCCCAGUCCCGGAAUGGCAGACAAGAACCGCUCUUAUGAAUGUGAGGCAGUAUGGUACCGUGGAAGUGACCACCUUAUUAUGUAGCAAUAUGUAUGACCUAAAACCGAGUAUUCCGACUGGAGACCUAGAACUGAUUAUCCCGGCUGGAGCCUCGACUUUUCGCCGUGAACAAAGUGUGGUUGAUCCGCCGUGUUGGGAGUCAAAGAUUAUGUUCUGUUUGUGA
Molecule: messenger RNA, 3670 nt
Organism: Triticum dicoccoides
Lineage: Eukaryota; Viridiplantae; Streptophyta; Magnoliopsida; Poales; Poaceae
Product: auxin response factor 25-like
Exons: 15
Coding region: 568-3243 (891 amino acids)
Biological process (GO): regulation of DNA-templated transcription; response to hormone
Cellular component (GO): nucleus
Molecular function (GO): DNA binding
Source: RefSeq, a predicted model, not a curated record